AUGAGGAGAAGAGAUCUUGUAUUUUUGCUUUUUGGAUGUUCUAUUAUUUGGUGUUUUAUUUUUGAAAUAUUUAUUUUACGUUCUAUAAGUAGUGAAUUUUUUAACUCUGUACAAAAUAGUGAAACGCCUUCUUAUUUAAAAAGUCUAUUUGACAAAGCUCCAAUUUUAGGAGAAAGACUUUUUCUCAUUGAUAAACGAAUGCUUAAAUUUUAUUUAGAUCUUAACUCAUAUAACAGCAGCACUCGAGAAGAUGAUUGCUUUUUUUGCCACGUUCAAAAAAAUAAACCUGUAACUUUUGCUUUAUUAUGUCCAACUAAUGCAUCUGUGGAACAUAUUUUGCUUCCUAUUUUAAGAGCAUGGGAAGUUGGUUUUUGGGUAGAAAAUAUAAUCAGUUCAGUGCCAAAAAAAUUUUCUUUACAUCAUGCUAAUUUGCCAUUGGGAUUUAUUCUUCAAAAAAAUGAAGGAUCUGUCAUUGUUGAAAUUGUUCUUCUUCACGAAAGAGAGGGUGAUUUCUGGUGGCAUGGCUCAUUUUAUCAAGAUCCUCAGUAUAAUUCGAAACUUUUUAAUCUUGGAAUAACCAAGGUUAAAAAUGAUCUUGUUUUGGGUAAAGAAGGAGCAUUGGAUAAAUUUCAAUUUAAAUCUGUGAAUGUACCCAAAAAUAUACCUUUGUUUUUAAAAGAAUCAACUUAUUUUAUAGAAUGCAAUUAUGAAUUAGCAGACAAAUUUUUUCGUACUUAUGGCAAAGAUACAACUCCGAGAGCCAUAAGAUUUACUCAUAAAGUUCGUAAAAUUUUAUCAACAGCAAAAACUGUACUUGAUAAUUUACAAAUUCCUUUUUGGAUAAGCAGUGGAACAUUGUUGGGUUAUUUUAGGCAAUGUGAUGUAAUUCCUUAUGCUGGUGAUGUUGAUAUUGGAGUAUUCAUUAAAGAUUAUCAAGAGGAUUUGAUUCCAAGCUUUGAAGCUGCUCAUAUGAAACUAAAACAUCGAUUUGGUCGAUUAGAUGAAGGUUUUGAAUUGUCUUUCAUUCUCAAUGAAAUUAAAUUAGAUAUUUUCUUUUUCUACGAUGAUGGUCAAUAUUAUUGGAAUGGAGGACAUGAAGUGAGAAUUCCUUGUAAGACUGAAGAAUACAUAAAAGCCAAUUAUGGUCCAGAUUGGUUUGUACCUGUUCCUAAAUGGAGUUGGGUUGAUAGUCCUUUUAACGUACAAAAAAUGGGUGAAUGGAAAAGUGAGGAAAUAAAUGACUACUUUUUUAAAUUGUUAAAUUAUUUAAAUUUUAACUUGGAAAGGAUUUCAAAUAAAGUAAAUAAAGUUAUGCUCAUAUAUUGCAAUAGUCAAGAAUGUGCUGUUUACAUUUAUAUACGUUAA
Pediculus humanus corporis (human body louse) is the source of this 1365-nucleotide messenger RNA. RefSeq lists its product as uncharacterized. Bases 1 to 1365 code for a protein of 454 amino acids. NCBI's taxonomy places the organism in Eukaryota, Metazoa, Arthropoda, Insecta, Psocodea, Pediculidae. The record is from RefSeq and is a predicted model, not a curated record. The transcript is spliced from 8 exons.